Molecule: messenger RNA, 1939 nt
Organism: Dreissena polymorpha
Lineage: Eukaryota; Metazoa; Mollusca; Bivalvia; Myida; Dreissenidae
Product: leucine-rich repeat-containing G-protein coupled receptor 6-like
Exons: 3
Coding region: 57-1529 (490 amino acids)
Molecular function (GO): protein binding
Source: RefSeq, a predicted model, not a curated record
ACAGUUCACUGCGUUCAAGAUACUGAAAGCGAGGGGACGCCAAGGUCAUGUGACACAUGCCCCCGUUGUCAGGUGUAGACAGAAAAAUUAACAAUGAUAAUUGCUCACGUUUGCAAGGAAAGCUGAAAAUAGGACAUUCACAAACGGCGAAAGCAUACAGAAAGAUCAUGAAACUAACAUUCUUAAUAUGGCCGCUGUCGUGGUACGUUCUAAGUGGAACGACGUAUGGCUUCCUUUUUGAACCCACGUGCAUUGUCCCGCCUGGCUGCACGUGCACGUUGCCGACCAUCAACUGUGCAGAGAAAGGUCUUCCCAGAAUUCCACAAUUCAAUAUGACGUCGUAUAAUAUGAUGCUAUAUCUUAAGUUACAGCACAACCGCAUAAUAGUUGUCCCACCGGAGUCACUGAAGGGCAUACACACAGGCAAAUUAUACCUUGACAUGUCCUUCAACAAUAUCCGAGACAUACAUCCGAUCGCCUUUGCAGGCUUGGAGGACAACAUCACAAUCCUCAAUCUUGAGCACAACCUGCUCACAACAAUCCCCGUCGCUGUUGCCAACCUUUCAAGUCUGACUAUGUUGAAUAUCCAUGACAACGCGAUUGCUACCUUCGAUGCCGGCGUAAUGCGAUCCCUAGGGACUCACAUCGAAGUGCUGUACUUUGGAUCCCAUCAAAUGCGUCAAUGGCCAUCACAGUUGCAAUACCUAGCUAAUUUGACGGCUUUGCAUGUCUACGACCUGGGGUUGACCCAUCUUCCUCAACAUGCUUUCAAAGGCUUUCAGCAUACACUGAUCAAUUUGGAAAUAGAUUCUACAAAUUUAACAAGCGUUCCGCAAGCGGUCUGCGAUCUCCUCAGUCUAAGGAUAUUCUACUUUAACAACAACACAAAUCUUCACCAGCGCCACAUGCUCCCAUCUUGUUCUAGAGAUUUGGACCAUGUGACCGACGUUUCCUUUGACAAUAAUGAUCUAACGGAAUUCCCUCGCGUGCUUGACCUAUUUCCAAACGUCAACUCAUUGUCUGUGUCGGGUAAUCCUAAUUUGACAACUAUGGACAUCGUAACGGACAACACGGGGAGACUACGAAUCCUUAAGCUGUUCGACAACGGGUUUGCACACGUUCCGUUAGAGCUCGGGAAUUUUACGCUACUGGUAGACAUUGAUCUUCAUGGCAACAACUUGACUGAACUCAGUGACGGCGAUUUCGAUCAAUUGGUCCAUAUCAAUCGUCUAGACCUGAGUGAUAACCCUAUUUCCAAGGUGGAACCUAAUGCUUUUAGGGACAUGAUCUCGCUCUACUACAUUGGACUUUCCAAGACAGCUCUGCCCAACCUUCCAGUUGCACUUCUAGACUUGCACAGUCUCCAUUCCGUAGACUUUUUAAACAACGCUGUUGUCUGCAACUGUGACACGUUGUCAUGGUUACAGAAUAUGACUAAUAUAAAUUCGUUGAGAGUUACAGGCGUGUGUCACGAGCCAUUCGGUUUAACUGUGUCUCAAUUUAUGCAAUAUAACUUAGACAACUGUUAAAAGUAGUGUAUUAUCACAUAAUGCAAAUGUUCCGCGCUUCAUUAUGACAUUUGCAACAAGUAAAUCAACUAAACAUAGAAUACCAUUUUCAACAUAUAUAUUACUUUAAAGAUCCAAUGCAAGAACGAAAGCACUCAAUUAGCAAUUUCUGUACUCCGAAACAGUGUGUUCAGACAUUUUCAACAAGUACUUGUUUUUCACUAUAUAAAUCACGUUGUUGUUUGUCUAUGUCUGGUUAGCUACUGUACAAGUGGAAAUAUAUCGAAAGCUUAGAAAAUGAUAUACUUUUCGCUGAAGUCGCAAUACCAACUAAUCUGAUAUCGGCUAAUGAAGUAUGUCAGUGGGUGUGGUCUGGGACAUGUGUGAUGAAGAUCAUAUGUAAAAUACAAUAUUAAACUGAUUAUACAGUU